Molecule: messenger RNA, 3492 nt
Organism: Cyprinus carpio (common carp)
Lineage: Eukaryota; Metazoa; Chordata; Actinopteri; Cypriniformes; Cyprinidae
Exons: 13
Coding region: 89-3427 (1112 amino acids)
Source: RefSeq, a predicted model, not a curated record
UGCUGUCUGUCAGUGAAGACACUGAAUGAGACUCGAUCUGACUCUCUUCUGCUGGGAUUGAGUUCUUUUGAAGCUGGACUUUAGAGAAAUGAUGCUCAUCUUUGGACUGAUGCUGCUGCUGCUGCAAACUGCUGCAUGUCUGGAGUUUAACUGCAGUUUUGAUCAGUCUGAUCCCUGUUACACAGCUCUGGGACACAAACUCAAUCUGCUGAUGUUGCGGGAUGCUAGUGAAUAUGACCUGAAGAUACAAAAGAGAAUAAACAACAACACAGCAGAUGAUCCAGUUUGUAGAGUAAAGAAUGACAGAAUGAAGGAAUGUGAUCUUUAUAAUAACAGACCUGAAGUGACAGUCAUUAAUGGGAUUCUGAUAAUAAACCGUGUGAUCAGAGCCGAUUCAGGGAAUUACAGAUUAACUCUCGAGAGCUCAGACGGCUCAGAAACAUCUAGAGAUCUUCAAGUGAUUGUUGAAGCUCCCGUUGGCUCAGUGGAAGUGUCAAUCAUCUGUUCCUCCAGUGGGGGGAUGAGGGUGUUCUGCUCCUCUGAGGGGGAUCAUCUCCUCUACAGCUGGACUCUGAAUGGAGAUCCACUGAUGGAUGGAAACAGCAGCAUUGAUCUGGAUGAGGGAACUGAUGGAGACAUCAGCUGCAGCGUGAAGAACCACGUCAAUCAUGCACAGAAGACCAUUAGACUCAAACCCUGUCCUGGUCUGGAUCGGUUCUGCAGGUUUGAUCAGUCUGAUCCCUGUUAUGCAGCUCUGGGACACAAACUCAAUCUGAUGAUGGUGCAGGAUGAUAUUAAAUAUGACCUGAUGCUAAUGAAGAUAAUAAACAACACAGCAGAUGAUCCAGUUUGUAGAGUAAAGAAUGGCAAGAUGAGGAUGAGUCAGUGUGAUCUUUAUAAUAACAGACCUGAAGUGACAGUCAUUAAUGGGACUGUGAUAAUAAACCGUGUGAUCAGAACAGAUUCAGGGAAUUACAGAUUAACUCUCUUUCACUCAGAUGGCUCAGAAACAUCUAGAGAUCUUCAAGUGAUUGUUGAAGCUCCUAUUGGCUCAGUGGAAGUGUCAAUCAUCUGCUCCUCCAGUGGGGUGAUGAGGGUGUUCUGCUCCUCUGAGGGGGAUCAUCUCCUCUACAACUGGACUCUGAAUGGAGAUCCACUGAUGGAUGGAAACAGCAGCAUUGAUCUGGAUGAGGGAACUGAUGGAGACAUCAGCUGCAGCGUGAAGAACCACGUCAGUCACGCACAGAAGACCAUUAGACUCAAACCCUGUCCUGGUCUGGAUCGGUUCUGCAGGUUUGAUCAGUCUGAUCCCUGUUACACAGCUCUGGGACACAAACUCAAUCUGAUGAUGGUGCUGGAUGCUAGUAAAUAUGACCUGAAGAUACAAAAGAGAAUAAUCAACACAGCAGAUGGUCCAGUUUGUAGAGUUAAGAAUGACAGGAUGAGGAUGAGUGAAUGUGAUCUUUAUAAUAGCAGAACUGAAGUGACAGUCAUUAAUGGGACUGUGAUAAUAAACCGUGUGAUCAGAGCAGAUUCAGGGAAUUACAGAUUAACUCUCGAGAGCUCAGACGGCUCAGAAACAUCUAGAGAUCUUCAAGUGAUUGUUGAAGCUCCUAUUGGCUCAGUGGAAGUGUCAAUCAUCUGCUCCUCCAGUGGGGUGAUUAGGGUGUUCUGCUCCUCUGAGGGGGAUCAUCUCCUCCACAGCUGGACUCUGAAUGGAGAUCCACUGAUGGAUGGAAACAGCAGCAUUGAUCUGGAUGAGAGAAUUGAUGGAGACAUCAGCUGCAGCGUGAAGAACCACGUCAGUCACGCACAGAAGACCAUUAGACUCAAACCCUGUCCUGGUCUGAAUCGGUUCUGCAGAUUUGAUCAGUCUGAUCCCUGUUACGCACUUCUGGGACACAAACUCAAUCUGAUGAUGGUGCUGGAUGCUAGUGAAUAUGACCUGAAGAUACAAAAGAGAAUAAUCAACACAGCAGAUGGUCCGGUUUGUAGAGUAAAGAACGGCAGGAUGAGGAUGAGUCAGUGUGAUCUUUAUAAUAACAGACCUGAAGUGACAUUCAUUAAUGGGACUCUGAUAAUAAACCGUGUGAUCAGAGAAGAUUCAGGGAAUUACAGGUUAACUCUCGAUCGCUCAGAUGGCUCAGAAACAUCUAGAGAUCUUCAGGUGAUUGUUGAAGCUCCUAUUGGCUCAGUGGAAGUGUCAAUCAUCUGCUCCUCCAGUGGGGGGAUGAGGGUGUUCUGCUCCUCUGAGGGGGAUCAGCUCCUCUACAGCUGGACUCUGAAUGGAGAUCCACUGAUGGAUGCAAACAGCAGCAUUGAUCUGGAUGAGAGAACUGAUGGAGACAUCAGCUGCAGUGUGAAGAACCACGUCAGUCACGCACUGAAGACCAUUAGACUCAAACCCUGUCCUGGUCUGGAGUUUAACUGCAGUUUUGAUCAGUCUGAUCCCUGUAACGCAGCUCUGGGACACAAACUCAAUCUGAUGAUGGUGCAGGAUGCUAGUAAAUAUGAUCUGAAGAUAAUAAAGAGAAUAAACAACAACACAGCAGAUGGUCCAGUUUGUAGAGUAAAGAAUGGCAGGAUGAGGAUGAGUCAGUGUGAUCUUUAUAAUAACAGACCUGAAGUGACAGUCAUUAAUGGGACUGUGAUAAUAAACCGUGUGAUCAGAGCAGAUUCAGGGAAUUACAGAUUAACUCUCGUUCACUCAGACGGCUCAGAAACAUCUAGAGAUCUUCAAGUGAUUGUUGAAGGUCUGGAUCGGUUCUGCACGUUUGAUCAGUCUGAUCCCUGUUAUGCAGCUCUGGGACACAAACUCAAUCUGCUGAUGGUGCAGGAUGAUAUUAAAUAUGACCUGAUGCUAAUGAAGAUAAUAAACAACACAGCAGAUUAUCCACUUUGUAGAGUAAAGAAUGGCAAGAUGAGGAUGAGUCAGUGUGAUCUUUAUAAUAACAGACCUGAAGUGACAGUCAUUAAUGGGACUCUGAUAAUAAACCGUGUGAUCAGAGCAGAUUCAGGGAAUUACAGAUUAACUCUCGUUCACUCAGAUGGCUCAGAAACAUCUAGAGAUCUUCAAGUGAUUGUUGAAGCUCCUAUUGGCUCAGUGGAAGUGUCAAUCAUCUGCUCCUACAGUGGGGGGAUGAGGGUGUUCUGCUCCUCUGAGGGGGAUCAGCUCCUCUACAGCUGGACACUGAAUGGAGAUCCACUGAUGGAUGGAAACAGCAGCAUUGAUCUGGAUGAGGGAACUGAUGGAGACAUCAGCUGCACUGUGAAGAACCACGUCAGUCACGCACAGAAGACCAUUAGACUCAAACCCUGUCCUGGUCUGGAUCGGUUCUGCAGGUUUGAUCAGUCUGAUCCCUGUUACGCAGCUCUGGGACACAAACUCAAUCUGAUGAUGGUGCUGGAUGCUAGUAAUAUGACCUGAAGAUACAAAAGAGAAUAAUCAACACAGCAGAUGGUCCAGUUUGUAGAGUUAAGAAUGACAGGAUG